CGUAAGAAAAAUAUACAGAAUAACGCGAAUUACAAAGUGAAUAGAUAAAUCCAACGUUUAUCAUACCUUACUCAAAAAAGAAACAAGGAAUUUAACAGCCAGUUUAAUAUAUACACCAAAAAGAUAUAAUGGCAAUCAAGCUGAAUUUUAUUGUCGUCUUUCUGAUUUGUUGUAGAUAUUUCACAGAGGUUUAUUCCCUAGUGGAAUUUACAAACGUACAAUGCGAGUCUCUGGAUAAGGAUUUUGCCUUAUUUGAUUAUUGUUUUCUGAAGUCUGUCAACCGAUCUUACAAAUAUGUUUCCCUCAAAGUUAAGCUUCUAAAGAUACCCAUAACCAAAAUUAAGGUGAGCUUUGCUCUAUAUAAACGGGUGAAUGGCUAUUUGCCUUUUCUAUACAAUAUGACUUUAGACGCCUGCAGAUUCCUUAAAUCGCCGAAUCCCAAUCCGAUUGCCCUUUAUUUUUACAGUUAUUUCAAAGAGUAUUCCAACAUAAACCAUACUUGCCCCUAUAACCAUGAUAUUGUGCUGGAUAAGAUGCCAUAUGAUAAGAUAAAUAAUAUGGUAACGAAAAAACUACCCUUUCCGGAGGGGAAUUACCUGAUUGAAGGGCACUGGAUAGCCUACGACAUUGAUCGAGCUAUAACUAAAUUCUAUUGGUCUCUUACUUAA
This is a messenger RNA of Drosophila erecta, 668 nucleotides long. RefSeq lists its product as uncharacterized. Bases 129 to 668 code for a protein of 179 amino acids. NCBI's taxonomy places the organism in Eukaryota, Metazoa, Arthropoda, Insecta, Diptera, Drosophilidae. The record is from RefSeq and is a predicted model, not a curated record. The transcript is spliced from 5 exons.